CCCGACAUAUCUCCUUCUCCUACAGACUCUGUGCCCGCCUCGCUUACGUAGUUGACAGACGAUCAGAGGAACGACGAUCGCGAUGCAUCAACCACAGCAGUUUCACUUUCAGUCCAUGACCGAGAUGGUCGAGGUCAGGGCGAAAGAGACACCGGACAAGGAGAUCGUCAGCGUACCCGACAAGCAGUUCAAGUUUACCAGCUAUACUUACAAGGAUAUCAAUGAGGGUGCCGAUCGACUAGCCCACUAUUACCACGACCAAGAAGGGCUCAAAGUCAGGAACGUCGGCGAUGUAGAUACGAGGCUCAACACGACGAUCAUAGCGCCAAGUGCUAUCGACUAUGCUAUUCAUGAGCUGGCAUUCGCCAAGAUGGGCCACACCUUGCUCUUCUGCUCGGUCAACAACUCGGUAGCAGCAAUCGCCCACCUGCUCAAGGCAACGACCGCCUUGUACAUGGUCGUACACCCCAACUACCUAUCCAACGCAGAAGAGGCCGUACAGCAGAUCACAUCCGAAGGAGGGAAACCACCGAGGAUAGUAGCACAGGCUCAACGCCAGGUAUGGCGAUCGGACGAAGCUGUCGAGCCGUUCCCGAGAGCUUUGACACCGGAGCAAGAGGCCCCUCUGCCUGUCUUCAUCGUGCAUUCGAGUGGUUCUACCGGUUUCCCCAAGCCUAUCGUCCUCUCCCACCGAGCAUCAGCGUUCAACGUAGCCGGAACCGGUUUCGGCCUGGAAGCCAUGACCACCCUCCCUCUCUUCCACAACCACGGCCACGCCUGCUUCUACCGAGCCAUUCAUUCAGGGAAGAAGCUCUCCCUCUUUCCAACGGAGAUUCCGCUUACUACCAACAAUAUCAUCGCCGCCAUCGAGAAUGCCAGAGGGGUCAAGGGGUUCUAUGUAGUACCCUACGUGUUGAAGUUGUUAGCGGAAUCUCCGGCCGGGAUAGAGCUUCUGAAGGGGUUCGAUUUGGUCACUUAUGGAGGUGCCGCUUGUCCCGAUGAGCUUGGAGACCGACUCGUCAAGGAGAACGGGGUCAAGUUGGUGGAGCAUUAUGGUCUGACCGAAGUAGGCCAACUUGGAACAUCGUACCGAGACUUCGAGAACGACAAAGACUGGAACUACAUCCGAUUCAGUGGUCCUCAGGUCAAGUCCGGCGUCGCCGACUACCUCAAGUUCAUCCCUCAAAGCGAUGGCGGGUCGUUCGAGGUCGUCGUGACGGACGGUUGGAAGGGAAAAGUCAGGUCCAACACCGACGACGGAUCGUACGCGACCAGCGACCUGUUGGUAGCACAUCCUACUAUCGAGGGAGCCUACAAAUUCGUCGGCAGGCUGGACGACACGCUGGUCAUGGUCAGCGGGGAAAAGACCAACCCGGUCCCUAUCGAGCUCACGCUCAAAGGAGGUUCUCCUUAUAUCGCCGAGGCUAUUGUAUUUGGAGCUGGCAAGAGUCAUAUCGGGGCGCUCAUCUUGCCGACAGAGCUCGGAGCUGAUCUGCACCACCGGGAACUCUAUGCCAAGAUCGCCCCGGUGAUCGACAGCGCUAAUGCCGAAGCGCCGACGCAUUCGCAGUUGAUGCCGGAGAUGUUGAUCUUUAUCCCGGCUGGCACUACUAUCCCUCGAGCGGACAAGGCAUCCAUCAUCAGGCCCAAGGUGUACAAAAUGUUCGAGGACCUGAUCGAGGAGAAAUACGAAAAGUACGAGCGUGGAGAAGCAGCUCUGCCAGGCGAGGAGAUCAACAGGCGUCGGUUGACAGGAGAAGAGCUGGAGCGCUAUGUAUCUGGUUUGAUCCAGGAGGUAGCCGGAUCGACGGGCGAUCUAGGGCUUGAAGACGAUCUCUUCGAUUAUGGAUUGAACUCUCUUCAGGCUGCAAGGAUUCGAACCACUCUGCAGAGGGAGCUCGAGCUGAAUCGCACGAUCCUCCCGGGUAACGUGGUCUUUGAGAACCCCAGCGUCAAGCUACUCUCGGGUUACCUCGAAGCGGUAGCUACAGGCCAGAGCAACGCUUUGCGCGAGACUCUGGAUGCGGACCAGAUGAAGGCGAUGCAGACCCUAGUCGAGAAGUAUUCGCACUUCGCGGAGGUGACCUCAAUAGAGAAGAAGGCUCCCGAAAAGCUGACAGUGGUACUGACCGGAGCUACCGGUAGUCUAGGCGCGCACCUUCUCGACCAGCUUUUGACGCUUGGUUUGGUGGCAAAGGUCUUCUGCUUGGUCCGAGCGGCGUCUGAGAAAGAGGCUUUGCAGCGAGUCGACGACUCUCUGGCACAGAGACGGCUGGCGGGUCUAAGAGAACGCGGCCAUGGCAAGGUCGAGGCAUACCCGGCGGACUUGAGUCUCCCAGACUUUGGUUUGCCCUCAGAUGUUCUGACCAAGAUUCAGGAAAGCGUAACCACAGUCAUCGCCAACGCCUGGAGUGUCAACUUUACGCUCAAUGUCGAGUCGUUCGAGAAAGGCAACAUUCGAGCGGCUUACAACUUGUUGAACCUGGCCAUCACGUCGAGAUGCGGGCGACCAGCCGAUUUCUUCUUCUCCUCUUCCGUCUCGGCUGUAGCAGCUCACGCUGGAGCUAUCAACGCCGAAGUCGUCUCCGUAAAUCCUGCCGACGCCCAAGGCAUGGGAUACGCCCGAUCCAAAUGGGUUACCGAGAACUUGGUUGCUAUCGCUGCUUCGACGAGGAAGAUUCGGGCCGAGACGUUCAGAAUCGGUCAGAUGGUUGGAGAUACGGUGCAUGGAGUUUGGAACGAGACAGAAGCGAUCCCCUUGCAGAUCAAGUCUGCUCAGUCGGUAGGAGCCAUGCCGGAGCUUUCCGAGUCACUUUCCUGGCUCCCGGUUGACCUCGCAGCCAAGUCUAUGGUAGAGAUCAUCAUCGGAGAACAGAGACGUCCUUUAUGGCAUGUCCUUAAUGGCAGCAAGCAAACAACUUGGCCGACAGUACAUAAAGCACUUCGAGAAGCUGGGAUCGAUUUCAAGGUCGUGCCCCCACGAGAAUGGAUGCAGGAGCUACGAAAUUCGUCGUCAGACCUUCAAGCCAACCCCACUUACAAGCUGGUAGACUUCUUUGGCGCCAAGUACGACUCGGAGGUCGUAACGAAGAGAGCAGGAUAUAGCAUCGAGGAGACCUCUCGAGCGUCUCCAACCAUCGCCGGCAUGCCCUACGUGGACGAGGCGAUCGUAGGGAAGUUCAUUUCGGCAUGGAAGACGACGGGAUUUUUGCAGUAGAGAGGACGAUAGCGAAUGUGAUCGGACAGAACAGUGUAACUCGGAUAUUGUAUACCCUGAUCUGCUCUGAACACGAGCUUCGAUGAUAGAUGGAUUUACGGAGUUUGAA
Messenger RNA from Filobasidium floriforme, 3326 nucleotides. RefSeq names its product L-aminoadipate-semialdehyde dehydrogenase. The record is from RefSeq and is a predicted model, not a curated record. The transcript is spliced from 12 exons. Bases 83 to 3217 code for a protein of 1044 amino acids. NCBI's taxonomy places the organism in Eukaryota, Fungi, Basidiomycota, Tremellomycetes, Filobasidiales, Filobasidiaceae. Gene Ontology annotation, molecular function: phosphopantetheine binding.